AUGUUCCGCGCGUGCUGGUGUUGUAUGCAGAAAGUGCCGGACACAGUGCCGGACGGGCAUGUCGGUACUCGCAUGCUUGCCGCGACGUCGUUUGGGUGGGUGGCGAAACGGAUGGACAUGCUGACGGGCGAGAAGGGCUGUAGUGGGGUGAGCAUCAAGAACAUCAAGACAAAGGGGCUGAGGACGUUGCGCGACAACAUGGUGGAGUACAUCUGCAAGCGCAUCGCCAAAAAACGAUCUGCGGCGCCGACUUCUCAAGCCGUCGGACCCGCCAACAGUGCGAUUGAUGACGACGGCGCGGAAAGACAGACGGCGCCCCAAGCAGCAGUUGCCUCCCAGCAUAAGGGGGACGUGAGGCUGGGGAAGGAGAAGGAGGAGGUCGGCGUGGAGGCAACGACGGAAAAGGGCCAAGAGGAGGCGGCCUGCGAGGGAAGUGGGAAGGUGUCGGUCGACGCCGGCGAAGGGGCGAACAUCACGGGCGUGCAGGAGACGGGGGAAGCAUCUGGUCAGCAGGGUCCUGAAGACGACGUCGAGCAGUUGCGACGGGAGAAUUGGUUGUUGAAGGCGGAGAAUGCUCGGCUGGAGACGUUGUUCAGAGAGGAGAAGUCUCGGUUGGACAGGUUUUUUGUUGGGAUACGUGGACUCAUCGACAAGCUGCAAGUUUUGGCCGACCAGGUUGCCGUGUCCGACCGGACUGCAGCAAAACGGCUGCGGGACGCGAUGUCGGCCAUGUCGACGACCAUCACGUGCAACAUCACCAGCAGCUUUGACAAAGCGUGGAAGGCGAUGAAGUCCUUCGCGGAAAAGGCGUCGGCGUGGUUGUUGGACUUCGACAAUCCGGAGGGAAAUAUGGCAUAUGAACGCGCAAAAGCCGUCUCCGCCUUGGCCGACCACGUGGAUGGGGUGGUGGGCGAAGCGAAGAGGGGUUUGGAGGAAUACAUCUCCCAACACCUAUCUGCCGCGCAGGUCAACAUCGCCACCACUGUGACUCACAGCUUCGCCGUGCAGCCGCCGCCUCCGCCUCAGCCCACACCGCCCGCGCCAACGCCCACCUUCCCGGACGAGCUCUUGAAGUCAUUCAAGGCGGACGUCUUGAAGGCGGUGACGGAGGCCACCCAGCAGUCGUUCGUUGCUUCUAGGAUGAAGAUCAUUAUCGAGAUGAUCGGCACUGUGGCGCCUGGUCGGCGUGGGUCGUCGCCGUCGGCCAAUGACGCCGAAGCUGCGCAACGGAGGGAGGCCGACAACCGCGGCCCUGUCGGCUCAAAACCUGCUGCUAGGAGCAUGGUCGACCAGCUGAAGAAGAAGGCGGGGUGGAAGGUCAUAAGGUCAUCGCACAGCAAAGGAGAUGGAAGCGGGGGGGCAGAGGGUGGCCAUGCCGACGAGGUUGCCGCUAAAGUCGCACGACCGAAAGGCCUGCCUUGGGUCGCCGAGCGGACCCAUCCUCAAUCAAGCGGUGGGAAAAGCGAGAGCGACAAGGAGAUCCCAACUGCUCGGACGGCGAAAGAUGGCGGCGCUAGAACCGUCAAGGGACCGUCCGUCGUGGUGGUGGGGUCCACGUCGAUUCCCCGUAACCCCCCUGCGGCUAGCAGUGCGCCGGCCGGCCAGUCAGCUUUCAACAACGAUGGGCCGUCCCUUGCGGCCCCUCCAGCUCCAGUAGGCCCAUCUGCCGCCAUGGACGAGGCGAAGGAUGCUGCGGUUAGGGGAGAUGGUCCGUGCACCAAUAAGCUGCCCGCAGGUGGGGACGCGCUCAGGAACUUGCUCCACCGCAUGGAGGCCCAUCACAUGGAUGCUGCCCCUGCCAAAACAGCACGUCGCUCCGUCACUCCGCAGGUCGCCGGCACAACGUCCGCUGCCCCACCUGUCGCUCCUCUAGUCGCCGCCCGACCGCCUUCGGACCCAAAGUCCGCAGUUCUUCGCGCCCAGUUAGGCGCACGUACAGCGCCAGUGCCACCAAUGACCCAGCCGGAACCCGGCAAAAGCGCGACGCCGGCGUCAGUAAACGCGGCCGCACCGACACCCGAUGCAGCUGUGGCCGAUGUGGCGGCGGAGAAGGGUGUGCGUGCAGCGCUAGCCACCGGCGGCCAAGCCGCCAAAGACGCCAACAUCGCUGCCAUCCAGGCCCAUUUUGAAGCACCAAAACGCAUUGUGCACGCCCCUGCUCUGGCCAUCAUGGACACGGCGCAUGUGGAGCCGUCGGCGACUCACGGAGGGAGUUCGGCGGAGCCGACGACUGCAACGGAUGCUGUUGCUGAGAGAAAUGAAAGGGAAACGGAAGGGGAAACCUGA
Molecule: messenger RNA, 2286 nt
Organism: Closterium sp. NIES-65
Lineage: Eukaryota; Viridiplantae; Streptophyta; Zygnematophyceae; Desmidiales; Closteriaceae
Source: the annotation of a GenBank genome assembly